Helianthus annuus (common sunflower) is the source of this 1470-nucleotide messenger RNA. RefSeq lists its product as uncharacterized. The transcript is spliced from 7 exons. The record is from RefSeq and is a predicted model, not a curated record. The coding region runs from base 116 to 1156 and encodes 346 amino acids. Gene Ontology annotation, biological process: proteolysis. Lineage: Eukaryota; Viridiplantae; Streptophyta; Magnoliopsida; Asterales; Asteraceae. Gene Ontology annotation, molecular function: ATP-dependent peptidase activity; metalloendopeptidase activity; ATP binding.
AAAAAUCCAUGAAAAUUGUGUGAAGGAAGGAGAUACAAGUGGUCUCACCCGCCCAGUUAUGAGUAGGGCAACUUUUUUCACAAAUUCUUGAGGUUUCUCACAAACUGUUAGGGUUAUGAAUGGUGGUCUUGUGUUAAGCACCAUAUGCCCACCACAAUGGACUUUGAGGUGGGAUACAAAAACUUCAAAUUCAAGGUGUAGAAUUCAUCAUAAACUAAAGACCUUAGCAUCAUCAGCAGAUAGUGCUGUUGUAAGUGGGGAAUUACUGGAACAAGUGGACAAAGAGCUUAGUAAAGGUGAUGACAGAGCUGCACUCUCUCUUGUUAAAGAUUCUCACUCUAAACCAGGAGGCCUCAAAGCCUUUGGUGCUGCUCGACAGGUUCCACAAAGGUUAUACAGCUUAGACGAACUAAAACUGAACAGCAUAGAGACUUCAUCUAUUCUAGCACCAAAGGACACCACCCUUGGUGCCAUAGAAAGAAAUCUUCUCAUUGCUGCUUUGUUAGGCUUCAUUUCUGCUUGGAAUGCCUUUGAUUUUGGCCCGGAAGAGCUCUUAUAUAUCACAUUGCCACUCUUUUUCCUCUGGACGCUGGACACGGUCGCUUUCGCUGGAGGAUUUGGCAGCCUGGUACUUGAUACAAUCGGUCAUAACAUUAGUCAAAAGUAUCAUAACCGAGUUAUUCAACAUGAAGCUGGGCAUUUCUUGAUUGCGUAUAUGCUAGGAAUACUUCCCAAGGGAUAUACUUUAUCAAGUUUGGAAGCUUUUCAGAGAGAAGGAUCACUCAAUGUUCAAGCAGGCACCGUUUUUGUUGAUUUUGAGUUUACUGAACAAAUAAGCCAAGGAAGAGUGACAGCAACGAUGUUGAACAAGUUCUCAUGUAUCGCAUUAGCAGGAGUUGCAACUGAAUAUCUUCUUUACGGUUAUGCCGAAGGAGGCCUUUCUGAUGUUAACACGCUGGAUGGGUUGCUGAGAAGCUUGGGAUUCACUCAAAAGAAAGCGGAUUCUCAGGUGAGAUGGGCUGUACUAAACACUAUCUUAAUCCUGCGCCGCCACGAACAAGCACGCACCCUUCUUGCUAAAGCCAUGUCGGAGGGGAAAUCCGUGGGGUCUUGCAUUGAUGUUAUAGAGAAAAACAUCGAUGAAACCGAUAUUUGAUGCACUCGUUCUUCACAAGUUGUCCUGUUUCCUAUAUUUGAUAAGUCUGCUGCUGGAACAAAGCUACUGCUAAAUCAUACUUGUAGGAAGGGAUAUCGUAUAACACAGACGGAAACAGGGCGGCUUGCCAGGCUCCAUAUCCUAACCGUUGCUGCAUCGCCUCCAUCUCUCAGUGUGUCUCGUCUCUCAUUAUCUUGUCCUGCAACCAUCUAAACUCAACGCCAUUACUGACUUGGAUCUUUUAACAUGUACAUACAAUACGUAUGUUGAAUGAUUAUAUAUAUAUAUAUAUGUGAAUGUAUCAUACAAUAACC